AAUUCUGUUUCAUUUUUUGAAUUUCAGGCGUUCUGUGCGCUUCGUGCUUUUUUCUUUUCUUUUUCUUUUUUUUAACGGUCGUCUCGCCUCAUUGUAAGCGAUUAAAACCCUCGACCUUUAAACACGGCGAUAUCUGUAUUAUUAAAUAGAUUUAAAUAAGCGAAAAUAAAUAAUAAACACGCACGCAGCGACGCUACCGAUUGAUUGCUCACGAUAACCGAUAUGUCCGCUUCUUCUCCCUCGCCUCACAGCGACGCCCCCCCGGCUCCCGGCUUCACCCCGGGCGGGCAGCGUCCUUUCGACCCCGAGGAACACGGGCUGGACGGCGGCUUCAGGCUCACCUCCUUCUCCGACCUCAAGGGCUGAGGGUGCAAGGUCCCGCAGGAGGCUCUGCUCAAGCUCCUGCGGGUUCUGGAGCCGGGUCCCCCGGCCGCCGAGCUGCGGGGAGCGGCGGGGCAGGAGCCCGGUCAGGACGGGCACUUCCACCUCGAGGUCCCGCAGCAGCAGCAGCAGCAUCAACCGCCCGGCAAGCUCGGGAUAGGGAUGGAUUCCUGUGUGAUUCCCUUGAGGCACGGCAGCCUGUCUCUGGUUCAGACCACAGACUUCUUCUACCCCCUGGUGGAGGACCCCUACAUGAUGGGGCGGAUCGCCUGUGCCAACGUGCUGAGUGACCUUUACGCCAUGGGCAUCACAGAGUGCGACAACAUGCUGAUGCUGCUGAGCGUCAGCCAGAGAAUGAGCGACAAGGAGCGCGAGAAGGUAAUGCCACUGAUGAUGCGUGGUUUCCGGGAUGCUGCGGAGGAGGGGGGCACCUCGGUGACGGGGGGGCAGACUGUCCUGAACCCCUGGAUCAUCAUCGGGGGGGUCGCCACUGUGGUGUGCCAGCCCAGCGAGUUCAUCAUGCCGGACAAUGCAGUCCCUGGUGAUGUGCUGGUCCUCACAAAGCCUCUCGGGACUCAGGUUGCUGUCAAUGCUCACCAGUGGAUGGACAUUCCAGAAAAAUGGAACAAGAUCAAGCUGGUGGUUUCGAAAGAUGAUGUGGAGCUGGCGUACCAAGAGGCGAUGUACAACAUGGCGAUGCUGAACAGGACAGCGGCUGGUCUCAUGCACACCUUCAAUGCCCACGCUGCCACUGACAUCACAGGGUUUGGAAUCCUCGGCCACGCCCAGAACCUGGCGCAGCAGCAGCGCUGUGACGUGGCCUUCGUCAUCCACAACCUGCCCAUCAUCGCCAAGAUGGCUGCCAUCAGCAAGGCCUGCGGGAGCAUGUUUGGAUUAUUGCAGGGGAGCUCGGCUGAGACAUCGGGAGGUCUGCUGGUCUGUCUGCCCCGGGAGCAGGCGGCGCGGUUCUGUGCUGAGAUUAAGUCCCCGAAGUACGGCGAGGGUCACCAGGCCUGGAUCAUCGGCAUCGUGGAGAAGGGGAACCGCAGCGCCCGCAUCAUCGACAAGCCCCGAAUCAUCGAGGUGACCCCCCGGGGGGCAGGGGCAGGGGGGCAGGAGAGCACCCCCACCACCACCCCCAGCCCUGAGGCACUGGCAUAGACACACACACACCCAGACAGACAGCAUCCCCAGCCCCAAGACCCUGACAGACACACACACACACACACAGACAGGCUGCUGCAGAACCUGGCACACAGACACACACAGCCCCAAACUCCAGUUUAAUAAUCUGCUGUUUUGUCGGCUGCUUUUGCAGUACUCCCUCGGAUUGCCCUCUUCUGUCAUUUCAUUCUUUCGUUCUUUCUUUUUGUAUAAUCUCUUGGUCAGGUUUUCCGCCCCUCAUUUUUCCACCCUGUUCAGCCUUCAGGGUUGAGAGCAACAGACCAAAAAUUCUUCCUCUUUCUCGGUGGGAGGAAAGAUGAGGGGGGGAGGAGCGACCCUUUCAACUGCAAAACGCAGGUUAAUCAGAAUCUCCGACUGUCUGAUCCACAAGAGCUGCAACAGAAACACUGAAUGAAGGAAUCAAUUCAGUGGCUCAGCCGUCUCUUGCCAAAAAAAGUGUGGCAUUGAAUUAAUGAAGUUUUAUUUCAGUGUUUCUGUUGAAGACGCUGAGAAAGACUUCUAGUGGAAACGCUUGUCACUGAAUUAUUGAAGUGUGUUUAAAAUCUACUGCUAGCGUCUUAACCUGUACCCUAGACAAAGGGUACUACCCUCAAUGUGCCCCUUCUUACCUACCCUUACAAGAAGGGCGCCUCUCUGAUCCCCCUGGAGUGUGUGUCUAAGUGGAUUGCCAUACCCUCUUUUAAUAACUUGUACAAUUUACGUAUUUCCAAUAGAGGCCUGUUUUGAUUGUGGGUGAAGUUUGGAAGCGAGCGAUAUUCAGCUCAUUUAUCAUUCAGUGUUGAAGGGUUUAGGGCUUUUCAAACUGUCCUAACAGCAUCCUGAUGUUGCCUUGACUUGAUGCCUUUAAGCUUGCGCACGUGGGUGCAAUUUGAGGUCUGCGGUAAUAAUAAUAAUUAGGUAAUACAGCCUAUUUAAGGACUGCAACUUUUUGUCAGGGUUUAUUUUUAACCAGCGUCCGAAAUAUAUUGGGCAAGUUUAACUUUUUGUAAGGAGCUCCUAACCAGUGCGUUGAUUUGAAGUGAAGGUUUCGGGCGCUUUGUCGUGCGAGAGCCACACUCGGAGAAACUAGAAGUGUAGCUGCUGCUGAGACGGUCCAGUGGGGACAGGAGUCUGUCUCGGUGUAAUCUGGAAAUCCUGUCAUCCAUGCCACUGCUAAAUAGGAGAGGUUCAUUUUGAUAUUUUGGGCACUGGUCAAUAAUAAUGGCCAUUUCUUUUAUCUGCAGUACAGAUUAAUUUAUAAUAGACUGGCGUUUUGUGGGCAGCUUAGUAAGUGGAGGCAAAAUUCUGGUGUGUGUGUGAUAUAUACUUAUGCUGAAUUAUCAAUUUGCUUAAAGAUGAAGAUAAUGAAAGAUUGUAGAUUUUUCUUAAAUUUGAGUUAUUUUUUAAUUUACACAUGAUUUUUUUUUUAAGUAUGAUGUGCUUUAGAAACAAAGUGUGUAAUUUUAAUUUAAAACAAAAAAAAAAAACACCUUUCCUGGUUUUUGGAACAAGAAUUGAGCAGCUUGUCCCAAAACCGCAAGGAAUCUGUGGGUGUGAAACCGAGGCUUCUGCUUGGCUGAUCCGCCUGUCACGCGUUUUCACCCCCUGCCAAUGACGCUCCUCCCUCCAAACCCUGUCGCCAGGGGUGGGUGGGGCUGAAACAAAGCCAGGGGGACGGGGGCUGGCUGAGCUGAGCCAAUCAGAGGCCUCCCAUUGCUUGCAACUACCAAAAAUCAUGUUCUGAAUAAUAAUAAUAAUAAAAACUUGUUUCUUUAAA
Polyodon spathula (Mississippi paddlefish) is the source of this 3322-nucleotide messenger RNA. Its product is annotated as selenide, water dikinase 1-like. Gene Ontology annotation, biological process: L-selenocysteine biosynthetic process. Gene Ontology annotation, molecular function: ATP binding; selenide, water dikinase activity. The record is from RefSeq and is a predicted model, not a curated record. Bases 544 to 1542 code for a protein of 332 amino acids. The transcript is spliced from 8 exons. NCBI's taxonomy places the organism in Eukaryota, Metazoa, Chordata, Actinopteri, Acipenseriformes, Polyodontidae. Gene Ontology annotation, cellular component: cytoplasm.